Thermothielavioides terrestris NRRL 8126 is the source of this 2302-nucleotide messenger RNA. RefSeq lists its product as uncharacterized. Lineage: Eukaryota; Fungi; Ascomycota; Sordariomycetes; Sordariales; Chaetomiaceae. Bases 201 to 2054 code for a protein of 617 amino acids. Gene Ontology annotation, cellular component: cytoplasm; nucleus. The transcript has 4 exons. Gene Ontology annotation, molecular function: mRNA binding. The record is from RefSeq and is a predicted model, not a curated record.
UGCACUUCAACACUCCCACAUCGAGGCGCGGCUCCCGCCCCGGAAUCGCGAACCCGAGCCCGCGAACCUCCCCCAAACCCGAAGCCGGCGUCCCCGUCUGGCAAGGAAGGCUCCGGGCCCACGCGUUCGCUCGAAGACCAGUCCGUCCGCUGGUCUGGUUUGACGCCGGCUGCCCCUAACUCCCCCUUAAUCCGUCGACAAUGAACCAACAACCCGAUCUAUACUUCUCCUCGUACGCGAUGAGCACCGCCAACCGGUCGCCCCGCUCUUCGAGACCGGGCUACAACACCACCACCGGUCAUCCUGGCCUCAACCAUCUGGAUCAGCGACAGAUGGAGCCGGUCAGCCAGGCCCCUCCCGCUCUCUUUGCGACCGACGAUCGCUUCGGCUCGUACGAUAGCAGCUCCUUCCGCCAUAACAGGAUGCAGCCCGCGCCGGGUUUUGCUGCAGACAGCUUUGUCGGGAACUCGCAGGCCUGGGCCUACAAUUCUGGUGCCAGCACCGUGACCGGAGCGCUGGGCGAGGGCCGGCUGCGCCCAGGGGCUCGUAGAGCGAUCCCGCCAGAGUGGACCAUGCCUGAACAGCCGGGCCUAGGAAACCAGCCCAUGCCCGUGGCCUCGACCCAAUAUCCCGGCGUCGCAAACUUCAACCCGCCCAUGAACCUCAUGAAUGGCGAGGUUGCCUUUCCGAGCGGCGAACGCCAUGGCUACCCGCCCACCAUGUACGAUCCGCGGCAUGAGGCCAAGCCUCUGGGCAACGACCUGAUCCCCACGGCGAUCGUCAUCAAGAACAUCCCGUUCAAUGUGAGGAAGGAGAUGCUGACCUCCAUCAUGUCCGAACUGGGCUUGCCGCAACCCUAUGCCUUCAACUACCAUUUCGACAACGGCAUCUUCCGUGGCCUCGCCUUCGCCAAUUUCCAGAGUCCCAUCGAUACGCAGACCGUUAUCGAGCAGCUCAACGGUUACGAGGUGCAAGGGAGGAAACUGAGGGUCGAGUACAAGAAGAUGCUGCCCGAGCAUGAAAGAGAGCGGAUCGAGCGGGAGAAGCGGGAGAAGCGCGGCCAGCUGGAAGAGCAGCAUCAACCCAUGACUCUGCAUUCGCAGUCCUCAAUGCAUUCGCUGAACACCGCUGCGCACACUUCGAGGUCCCGGAACUCGCCGUUACGGGACGUGGAUCUCAAUGACCCAGACACGCUCAGCUUCUACACCGAGUUGAUGCUGUUCAAGAACGAUCCAAGCCGCGAGAUCAUCGUGUUCCCCAGCACCAUCACACCGCAACAGCGGCGUACGGUGCACAUACUAGCCCACAACAUGGGCCUUGAACACCGGUCCGUGGGCGAGGGACAGCACAGGCAGAUUCACGUCAUCAAGGAUACUGGAGCCGCGCCAGCGAUCCACAUGCCGCCGGGUGUCUCAGCCGAUGCCCACCGCCGAGGCCUGAGUCGCGCCGCCACGAUUGACUUCGCCGAGACGCGGGGCAGCGCCCCCGGCCAGUUCAGCACUCUCGGCAGGCAAGGCCGGCAUGGACCGACGUUGGAGCUUCCGGACAGCCCAGACGGGGGUUUGAAUGCCUUGCGCGGCGUCAAAUCAUUUGCCGAUCUGCGCUCGUACACUCCGAGCCCAUCGCUCUCCGCCUCGGGAUACCCGCAAGGCAGCGCCGUCCACGCCCCGAACGUGGCCCAGUACGGCGAAUACAGCGCCAAUCUUGGCCAGCCUAGCGCCCUGACAACCCCGACCACGCCGGGCACCACUUCGAAUAGCGACCCGUCUCUGUUGAUCAGCGAUCUCGGGGCGAUGACUCUGGGCGAGCCUUUCAAUGGCAGCCGCCUUCGCCCUCGGGAAACUCCCGGAGCCAUCGGCAGCCAGCGGCCUGGCUUGAACGGAUCCAGUACGCGCAGUGUGCCCGAGCGUCAGCCUCACGGGCCGAGCGGCGACUGGGGCGAGAACAUGGGCUUCGGCGCACGCAGCCGGGCCAAUGGCCACAUCCAGCGCAGCAGUGACUCGUCCGACAGUGGGGUACGCACGACGUCUGCCACGACGUCGAGAUUCCAGUAAGGCCGACCCUUACCGCUGCCUGCGCUUGAGGCAACCGGCAGAGGCGAAAGCAGCCGGUGGUGGUGCCCCGAGCUGAGGCCGCUUGAUCCUCUCUCUCGCGCUCCUCCUUGCCGGUGUCCGCGCUUUCCCGACGCCUCCCGCUUGGGACUCCUAGACAGUCCUUAGAGUCGUGACGCCCGCCGUUGCGUAACCCUUUGGGGUGGCCAAGCCAAGCUCAGUUUCCUCUUCGAACAUGCUCCGCCAUCUAC